UAAAACCCAGCGACACCAUUGGCCUGUGCGCCCAGCUGCUGCACUCUACGCAGGGGUGCAUCCAAGCAAGCUUCCAACUACGGAAAACGAAAGUCGAUGAGGAGGACGGCCACCUGCGAGGGUCGUGUUUGUUCCUGUAAAGAAUGACGAGUACGUAUAGGGAUUCAGGCAGUGCAGGCGUGGAAGAUGAGGAGGAGUUUGUGGAUAUAUUGGAGGAGAGGAGGUGCAGCAGUGAUCUUGGCCAUGCCCUCAGGACCUUCAACCCCCACCCCUACAAAGGAGCCCCGUCCUGCUCCACGGCUGACCUCAACAAAGCCGUGCUGGAGUCCCAGUAUCUACGCUACGUGGCCAAGGAGAUCGCCAUGGAGACGGGGUCAUCGGUGGAGGAGGUGAGAGAGGAGGCAUGUGGGAUUUUGGAGGAAAUGUCUCAAAACCUGCAGCUGGGGUUUAUCAGGCUGAUGGCCUACACACUCAGCAAGGUGUUCAAGAGACUCUUCACCAGCAUCAAUGUCAACGUGGAAGGACUCAACACGCUCCAACAAGCUAUUCAGGAGAGUCCUGUGAUCCUGAUGCCCAAUCACAGGAGUUAUGUGGACUUUUUGGUUAUCUCGUACAUCCUGUUCACCUACGACAUCCCAGUACCUGUUAUUGCUGCAGGAAUUCCUCUUGCAGGGAUGAAGAUGGUCGGAGAGAUACUGCGUCGCUCUGGAGCUUUCUUUAUCCGACGUGCCAUUGGCUCUGACAAACUGUACUGGGCAGUGCUGUCAGAAUAUGUCAAAACCAUUGUCAAGAGAGGAUUUGCUCCUGUGGAGUUUUAUGUGGAAGGUCUGCGGAGUCGUACACUGAAGUCUCUGACUCCCAAGUUAGGUAUGAUGAACAUGGUGUUGGAGCCCUACUUUAAAGGUGAGGUGUAUGACAUCACAUUGGUUCCCAUCAGUAUCAGCUACGACCGAGUGCUGGAGGAAUCGCUGCUUGCCCACGAGUUACUGGGCGUCCCCAAGCCCAAAGAAAGCACCACGGGUCUGCUGAAGGCUAGCAAAGUGCUCCAGGAAGAUUACGGCAGCAUGCAUGUGAACUUUGGCCGUCCCCUGUCAGUCCGACAGCUGUGUCAGGGCAAGAUAAACCGCUGCCAGUACAACCUCAUACCUAGAGAUCUUCCUCAGAAGCCCAGUGCAGAGGCUCAAGCCUGCGUCACUUGGCUGGCUCAUCUGAUGGUACGAAUCCAAGAGGAUGGCUCGCUGAUCAGCCCUUGGUCUCUGAUGGCCUGCCUGUUGCUCCAGGCUCCUACCAAAGUCUUAACAGAGGAGGGCCUGCUGUGGCAUCAGCUCACAGAAAAAACCCUCUGGCUCAGGAAGCUGGCGCUGGACUUUGGGGUUCGCCUCAACUGGCCUGGACAAGUCCCUGACUCGGUUGUGAUGUCUUCCACCGUGGCCCUUCAUCGCUCCCUAGUUCACCGUAAAGCAGGCCGCGUCUACAUGCUUCAGGAGGAAGAGCCUGCGAGGAAAUGUCCAAUCAGCCCAGAGGAGGGUGUGAUCAGGACAGCGGCGGCGAUGCUGAUGCUGGCUUCCUAUAGGAAUCAGUCUCUGCACGUUUUCGUGCGUCCUGCCAUGCUCGCGACGGCCAUACACAUCACAAAGACCACACGGAGAGACGAUCUCUUCAUCUUCUUCUGCUUCCUACAGGACAUCUUCGCCAACGAAUUCAUCUUCAUCCCUGAAAAGUCGUCUCAGGACUUUGAGGAGGCAUGCUCCCUCCUGAAGAAAUGUGGAGCCGUCCACAUCAGUCAACAGGAAGUGACGCCGUCAGACACGGGGCUGGAGGUGCUGUCCUUCCUGCAGGCGCUUCUACAACCCUUCAUAGACUCGUAUCAGGUGAUUUUCAGGUACCUCUGUGAAGAGGGAGUUCAUGUGUUCUCUGAGAAACAGUUCCUACCUGCUGUGCGAACCGUGGCUACAAAGCUCAUCCUCUCAGGUGAGCUUCACACCUAUGAAGCCCUUUCAUCGGACACGCAAAAAAACGUUCUGUUGGCUCUGGGGAGACUGGAGACUGUGACAAAGUUGCGGGCGUCUGAGCAGAAUGAAUACAGAGUGAACAAAGAUGCUGUCGGAAGAAUUGGAGACAUGCUCUCCGGGACAAUCCCUCCACAGAUGCUCCAGACUGCACCUGACGCAAGACUUUAGUCUGCAUUGGAACAGAUCCAUCUUCAGUAUCAGCUCACAGUCCUGUUUACCUCUACUUGACCCCUUCCUCCUUUCCUGCUUCUCUUCCCUCUUCCUCCUCUUCUUCCCUCUGUGCCUUUUAUGCAGUAGAACUGCUGCACCUUAACUCUGCGCUCAGACAAGAUACUUUCUAUCCUGGAUGCCAGCGGCCAGACUUAACCUGGCAGUGUGCCACUCUUGAACGUUCGCUACCUCCCCCUCUCUGUGUCCUUGCUCUCAUCCCUUGCAGAUCUGACAGGGCUAAGAUAAAGCUACAAAGACCUGAUAUGGUGACCCCAAAGGUGAUAGGAUUGCUGAUUUUGUUUGGUGGCUAUAAUCAGAAUUAGUUGAUGAAGAUAGACAUACGUAUGACUGAUGCACUGGUGAUGCCUGUGGAUUAAGAUACCGAACUAUAACUGUAUUUUAAUCAGUAACAUUGUGUUAGCAUGUUUUUGUCCUAUAGAUGUGUAGUUGAUUGACAAGACUGACAUGUCUAAUUGAAUGAAUGAAUAGAGCACUUUAAGAUAAACUUGCUGGUGUAGUAAGUGCAAUUAGAUAGUGAAUACUGAAUUUUGACACUUGAUUGUAUACAAUAUACCAAUAAAAAUCAAAAUACCAUAACAAUGUGAAACGCCAUAACCCAUCAAAGAUGUGAGGUUUCAUUUGUUUGAGACAUUUAUUUUAACUUCUUUACAUUUCAAUAAAUGUAAUACAAAUGUAACAAAAUGCA
Siniperca chuatsi (mandarin fish) is the source of this 2928-nucleotide messenger RNA. RefSeq names its product glyceronephosphate O-acyltransferase 2 (gene gnpat2). The transcript has 16 exons. Gene Ontology annotation, biological process: ether lipid biosynthetic process. The record is from RefSeq and is a predicted model, not a curated record. Gene Ontology annotation, molecular function: glycerone-phosphate O-acyltransferase activity. The coding region runs from base 144 to 2180 and encodes 678 amino acids. Lineage: Eukaryota; Metazoa; Chordata; Actinopteri; Centrarchiformes; Sinipercidae. Gene Ontology annotation, cellular component: mitochondrial membrane; peroxisomal membrane.